Messenger RNA from Diabrotica balteata, 1421 nucleotides. The record is from the annotation of a GenBank genome assembly. Lineage: Eukaryota; Metazoa; Arthropoda; Insecta; Coleoptera; Chrysomelidae.
AUGUCUGCGUUCAAGGUAGAGCAUCUGUUAGCUCCUGAAUUAGAGUAUGAGUUGAGAGUCCGUCACUUAAAUGAUCCGUCUUUGACAACGGUGGAAAAGAAAAGGGUAGUAUUACGUGGUGCAUUGAAGCAAACUUCAUCAAAUCGGAGUUUCGCUGUUCUGUCAGCUUCCCAUCUUAAUUUUAAGGAUGAGAUUGCUGAAAUAGAGGUUACUAUUGCAGAUCUGGUGGUCAAAAUUAAUUCUUUUGUUGGUUCUUCUAGUGAUACUGCCUAUGCUCGUUAUACUUCUCUGUCUGACUGGCUCGUCAAAGGCGCCUGCACGUCGAAGGCAUCCGGGAGGGGCCAACGGGAAAAAUAAGGGGCGUGGCGAUGCGUCUCGAACGUGAACUAGUCGCGUCCGAGAACAAUUGUAAAGUGAUUCCCCAGGCACAGUCAACUCCUCAUAAUGCUAGUGUUCCAGUCAACUCGUUUCCUUUUGUUAAGUCUGCUCCUAUUCAUAAAUGGGGUGUGCAUUUUUCAGGUCAAGAUAAUGAGAACGUUGUUAGUUUCUUAGAGAAGGUAGAAUGUCUGCGUAUAGCACGUGGUAACAGUGAGGAAGAGUGUUACUCUUCUGCUGCCGAUUUAUUUAAAGAUUCAGCUUUUACUUGGUACCUCAAUAACCGAGGUAGUUUUGCUUCUUGGCAAGAGUUAGUUGCCAAACUCAGAUCAGAUUUUCUUCCAUAUAACUAUGAGGAUAAUCUCCUUGACGAAAUCAAGUCUCGUAAACAAGCUCCACAGGAGAAAGUUACAAUUUUUAUUAAUGAGAUUGUUAGUAUGUGUAAACGUCUGGAGGCUCCUCUUUCUGAACCUCAUAUUGUCAGGAUUAUCAAGAGAAAUUUGUUGCCAUCGUACCAUUCUAGUCUGGCACUUACAGAUAUUCCCUCGAUUGCUGAUCUUACUGAAAAAUGUAAGAAGCUGGAAGAAGUUUUGUCAUGGUCUUCUGACAGCGGGUCUAGAGCUCCUAUUCAUCAGAAUUUCAGAAAUAAUUACUCAUCCUAUUCUGGUAGGCCUAAUUAUUCUCGGUCUGGUAAUGUCUCUUCUUUUAAUUCGAAGCUUACCUGUUGGAAUUGUCGUCAGUCAGGACAUGGUUACUACGAAUGUUCUGAACCUAGAAUUCGGUUUUGUUAUGGAUGUGGACGUCAAGGUGUACGCAAAUUUGAAUGCCAAUUCUGUUCGGGAAACGACAGAAGGGGUGGGUUGGCCCUGGCUCCUACUCCUCGUCAAAAUACAGGGAAUACAAACACUGUCCAAACUCCUCAAAACCAAGGAACCAGUUUCUCGAGUCUGGAUGCCCAAGCUUCCACAAGCCAAACAUCUCACCCUCCACCGAAAGACAAAAGACCACAGAACGGCAAAUACCAACCGAAGAGAGGACAACGUUAG